AUGAAGAGGUUUUUCAAGCUCUUCAGCAAGGGGCAGAGGCAGCCGCCAUGCAGCAGCACUUCCGUGCCCUGCGUCGCCACUGCCUACGAGAUCCAGGAGGAGGAGCUGGGCAGACUGCACCGUGCAGCGGCCAGCGGCGACCUGACCCAGGUGCAGCAGCAGCGAUGGCUGCUGAGACUCGGCAUCAACAGGCGAGACAAGGAGAGGCGGACACCUCUGCACCUUGCUUGUGCUAACGGACAUUCGGAGGUUGUUACAUAUUUAGUAGAGAACAAGUGCAAGCUAAAUCCUUGUGACAGUUCCAAGAGAUCGCCACUGAUGAAGGCAGUUCAAUGCAAGCAAGAGCAAUGUGUUGCCAUUCUGCUAGCAAGCGGUGCUGACCCUAGUCUUGCAGAUGCUAAUGGCAACACUGCGCUUCACCUUGCUGCUAGAGCUCCUAACAUCUCUCUAGCAGGGCAGUUACUUGAGCACAAUGCACAUAUCGAGGCAAAGAAUAAGAUGGGAUAUACUCCCCUUUCUCUUGCUGUAUCUGAGCAUCAUGAAGAAAUGGUGGAGUUCCUGCUUAAAAUGGGAGCUGAUGUGCAUGCUCAAGAUCCAGCUGAAAGGACCCCUCUUAUGCUUGCUGCAUCUGCUGGGGACAUGAGUGUAAUAGAAGUCCUUCUUCGAUAUGGUGCUGAUGUUUCCCAGAAAGACAUUUCUGGAUGGACAGCUGAGGAUUAUGCUUGGAAUUCUGGACAUGAUCAUGUUUGUGAACAACUGGCAGACUACACAGAUGGGAAAAAUGCAGGAGAAGCUUCUGCAGGCUGUGCAAAAGGUGUGCCAGUGCUUGGCACUCCUCCCUGGGCAAGACCUGCUGACUUCGCAUUGGGUGCAGCUGCUCUGGACAGAGAAGUGAGAGAUGACUUUUCUCAGGAAUGCUUUGUGAGAAUGUGCGAGGAAGAGGAGAGUGAUAAGAGCUGUCCUGCUUCUGAGGAAGAAAAACUCAGUUUAGCUGCCAAGGAAGAGUCACCUGAAAGGGAGGGAGAGGAUGCUACUGAUGGUCCUCAAGUCCCGCAUACUGCAGAAGACCUUGCUGGUGUGAGAGAUGUUACAUUGGCAGCAGCAGUGGACCAGGAGGAAGAUCCACAGGAUUCCAGGAGCCUGCAUUCCUUGCCUGCAUGCCUGAGUCCAGAGGCAGCAGCAAAACUUCAGGUGUCUGCAGCCGAGAGAGAAAAGCUUGAAGGACAUGAGGCUGCCACAGCACAAACAGAUUUUCAGUACAAUGAACAAGUUAUGGUUGGACAGCUGCAGGAGGAGGUUGCUAAUGAUCUUGAAAAGCAGCUGAUCCCAGAAGGUUCACUUGAAGUUGCAAAACUUCACUGCAGUGAACUGAAAGAAGACAAACUGCAGUUACAAGAGGAACUGGAUAGGGUUAAAGCCAAGUUGCAGGAGUCGGAAGAACAGCAUAUACAAUCUGAGCAUUAUGUUCAGGAUUUGAAGACAGCCCUGGAAAAUAAGCAAAGAGAAACAAUAGCUUCAUCCCAGAAGCUGCAGGAACUUCUGAAAGCCUCUUUUGGAACCGUUAAUCUAAAACGACUGGAAGAACGAGUGGGACGACUUGAAGUUGAAAACGCCAGACUGGAAGGCACAGCCCAAAAACAGACAGAUAGAAUCAAAGUUCUUCAGAAAGACCUGCAAACCUCUGCCUCAGUUCAUAAUCGCCUGGAGGACUUGAUCACUGGCUUACGGACAAAACACACACCCUCAGAGGAAGACCAAAAUCAGCAGUGCAAGAGCAAAAGAAAGCCAUUGAAGUCACUGGCAGAAUGGACACUACCAACAGAAGCCUGUCUGGAGCAAGAAAUGGUAAGAAACAUUGAACUGCAGGAAGAAUGCAGCAGGUCCAAGAGGCUUUUGGAAAAAACUAUGAAGAAACUGAGGAUGUAUGAGAGGCAAGAGAGUGAAUCCCAAUUGAAUUUCCAGGACAAAAUGGAGGAUACAUGUUCUGCAAUGGACAGUGAAGUUGGUAGAUUAAGAACAAAGGUCUGUGAACUUUCCCACUGGUUAGAGGCAGAGUGGAGAAACUCAAGGCAGCUAGAAAAAGCAAAUAAAGGUUUGCAACAAGACUUGACUUUGAUGCGUGGGAGCUUGGAAAAACUGCGGAAGGGAAAGAGGCAGCUGGAAGAAGAGGUGGUUUUCCUCAGAUGUCAGUUAAACGCCAAGAUGAUGGAUCACAGCCAGAGAGAACAAUGUAACAGGGAGAGUGAACAAAGGGCUGGACAAGAGCUACGGCAAAAACUGCAGGAAGUCAGUCUAUUUCUGCAGACACAGGCAGCCACCCACAACAGAAUAGAACAAGCAAGAGCCGCUACUCGAGCUUCUGUGGUAGACCAACUGCAGCAGAGAAUUAGAGAUUUAGAAGUGGAAUUGAAUCUUAGAAAACGGCUGUAUUGA
This is a messenger RNA of Dromaius novaehollandiae (emu), 2433 nucleotides long. RefSeq names its product ankyrin repeat domain-containing protein 26-like. Lineage: Eukaryota; Metazoa; Chordata; Aves; Casuariiformes; Dromaiidae. Gene Ontology annotation, molecular function: protein binding. The transcript has a single exon. The record is from RefSeq and is a predicted model, not a curated record. The coding region runs from base 1 to 2433 and encodes 810 amino acids.